Molecule: messenger RNA, 1920 nt
Organism: Yamadazyma jaroonii
Lineage: Eukaryota; Fungi; Ascomycota; Pichiomycetes; Serinales; Debaryomycetaceae
Source: the annotation of a GenBank genome assembly
AUGAGUAACGAAAGUUUAGAGGUGAAGCAUUUAGAAAUGACACAGAAUUUGGAAAGUUAUAUACGGUUCCUUAAACUGAAUUCGUUCUGGAACGAUGAAUAUCUUGAGGUGAAACAAUCACCAAUUGGUGGUGUAGGUGUCUAUUGGAAAGAUCCCAAAACUCUUGAUGAUUCUUUAAUUGAAACCAUUUUAUUAAGAAUUCCAAAAUCAAACAUCUUGUCCUCAAAGAAUUCUUCCAUAUAUAAUUUAUUGGUUGAUUAUAAUGAAGUUUCUGACAGUGAAAUAGAUUUGACUAGAGGUAUACAUAGUUUGAUCAUCUGUUUUGUUUAUGAAUUGAGUUUUGGUGAUGUAUCACCAUGGAGUGACUAUUUGUUAUCGAUAGAUCCCUUUACCAAUGACAUUGAUACACCUAUGUGUCUUUGGGAUGAGAAUGAACGGAAAUUAUUGAAAAAUACUGAAUGUGGUAACUUGGGAAUGCUUGAAAUUGUGGAAUUGAUCAAUUUCUUUGAAGAAUGUGUUAAUUUUGCAAAUCAGCAAUCACAUUUGAUUGCAAUUCCCCUGGUUUUGAAUAUCAAUUUGCACGAAAAGGAUAAACCGGAUGUUUAUGAAGAAUAUAAGAAGAAACUUAAUUUAUUUGGAAAAUGUAUUCAAGCAGUUGUUUCUAGAGCAUUCCAAAUUGAUGAUUAUCAUGUACCUUCUUUAGUUCCUGGAGCUGAUCUUUUCAACCAUUUAUCUCCAACAAUUGUGAAUGGUAAGAAAGUAAAUAGAGAGAACGUUCAUUUUGUAUGUGACGGAGAUAUAUGUAGUUUAUGUGGAGAAAUCGACUGUGACCAUGAGGAGGAUGAAGAAUCAUUCUUAGAAGAUACCAUGCUCGAAGAUACUCAAGAUUUCGAAGACGAAAUUGAUAUUGACGAAAUCGAAGUUAGUGACGAAGACAUUACAGGAUAUAGUGACGACAAUGAAGAAGACGAAGAAGAAGAAGACGAAGAAGAAGAAGAGGAACAUCCAGAAGAACAAAGUGAAGGCGAAGAAGAUGACGGAAGUAUUUUGACUGAUGUCGGUGAGAUCACAAUGGAACUCAUUCAACAAUUACAACAAGAGGAGGAAGAUGAAAGUGAGGAAGAAGACGAAGAAGGUGGAGAAGAAAGUGACACUGAAGAAAUAGAUGUUGAAGAACUAGUCGGGUUGGAAAAAGAACUUCAAGAUAGUUUUUCAUGUGUCGAUAUAAUAUUAACAUCACUCCCUCAAAAAGAAUAUGAUUAUGAGGUAUUCAAUACCUAUGGAAAUGAGCUUUCCAAUCCUUAUCUAUUACAAAGAUACGGGUUUGUAAGUGAAACCAAUGUAAAUGAUAGUGUUCAAUUAUCAUUACAAUUCAAAUCAUGGUUGAAGAAUCAUAAAGCUAAAUUAACUCCUGGUAAAGUUAAACAAAUCAAUGCCAAAUUGAAUUGGUUAGAUAUGAAUUUUGACUUCAUCUGUGAACUUGUCAAUGAAAUAACUAAACAAGAGUCAGAAGAAGACGAUGAAAAUGAGGAAGGUGAUGAUGAAGACGAAAAUGAAGAGGAUGAACAGGAAGAGGAAGAAUUCCCUGAAAGCUGGAAAGUCUCAUUCAAAGUUCUUUUCGAUGGAAGUAUUUCCUUACAUGGAUACCUUAUAAUGAAAUUGAUAUUCUUACCAUUCAUUAUCUUCAAAACAAAGAUAAUCGAAUGUAAGCCAUCAAAAACACCAGAUAGAAUUAUCAAAUACCUACUUUCAGAAUCCAAGGAUGAUAAAGAAAUUAGACAAAUAAACCAGUCGUUUGUUAGUAAAAGACUUAAAGCUUACCCAAAGUUAUCUCAACCAGCUAGUCAUAGGCAAUCAAUCAUCAAUUCUAUCAUCAAGCAAGAAAUUUCCAUCUUGGAGAAGUUCAGUGCACCCAAGUAA